This is a messenger RNA of Arachis ipaensis, 2697 nucleotides long. The record is from RefSeq and is a predicted model, not a curated record. Lineage: Eukaryota; Viridiplantae; Streptophyta; Magnoliopsida; Fabales; Fabaceae.
CCAAAAAAACGCACACACACACAAUUAGCAGAGGAAUGAGAAAGCGCGAAUGAAACGAGUCCUGCUGGACUCUGCUUUGGAACAAAGGAACAAAAGAAGUGAACAAACGAAAAACAGAGCGUCUCUGUUUCCUUCACACCAAUCAAAUCAUCAUAUCAUAAUUCAUAAACUAUCACAUACGCUUCCAACGCGAUUCUUCUUCCCAAACAUAAUAAAGGCUUCAAAAUUCAAUUCACAUGCAAAUUACAAAAUUCCUAAUUUACCCCCAUUUAUUCACCACCAAGGCAACAACGCUUCUCGUAGAUUCCGAUGGCGUUGAGAACCGCUGGCAGAAAACUCUCCUUCGAUGUUCUCCGCCACCGUGACGACGACGACGACGCUGCUGUUCCGAUCAACAGAGCAGAAUCAGACCCGACGCAAACGGCGACGAUGCGCAAGAGCCGCAAGCAGAGAAGGAAUAAGAAGAAGAAGGACCAGAAGCUUCUAGAAUCUUCUUCUGUAACGGGAGCUGAUCUGUGUUCCGCCGUUGAGGAUUCCAGAACUCUUAAUUCAGAUUCCGUUACAUCCGAUCCGCAUUUUCCGCUUCAGAAUGGAAGCGCUUGCAACGGAUUCGAGCUCGGGGCUCGGAAGUUUUACUCCACCGGUAGCGUAACGUUGGUGGAGGAAGAGGAGAGUGCGGCGAGCGUUUGUACUGGUCCGGCGACCGGGUUUAAUUUUGGUGAACUGAGGCAGAGAGCUGUGAACAGUGGUAGCUCUGAGGAUUUGGCGAAUUCAGCUGCUGUGGCUGUUGACGGCGGAGGGAAGGAUGAUGGUGGUGCGAAGGCGAGUCCGAUUGAGAAUCCAAAGCUGACGAAUGAGAAUGAUCGGAACGGUGGUGUUGCGAAGUUGGAGACUGUGGAAUCGUUGGAUUGGAGGCGUGUCAUGUCAGAAGAUCCGAAUUAUGUAUUUUUGGUGGAUAAAUCUCCUCUAGCAUACUUCUUGGAAGAAAUGCACAAUGGAAAUUCUUUACGGAGUACAACAACACUUGGAAAUGAAAAAGAACGAGAGAGAGUCUAUGACACUAUCUUUCGCUUGCCAUGGAGAUGUGAAUUGCUUAUUGAUGUUGGCUGCUUUGUCUGCUUCGAUUCAUUUCUUUCAUUAUUAACUAUCAUGCCAACAAGAAUCAUGAUGACCGUUUGGAAGCUUUUAAAGACAAGGCAGUUCAAGAGGUUGUCUGCUAUGGAAUUAUCAGAUUUUGGCUGCUUUCUUAUUAUGAGUUGUGGAGUCAUUCUUCUGCAGCAGACAGAUAUCAGCUUAAUAUAUCAUAUGAUCCGUGGUCAAGGAACAAUCAAAUUAUAUGUGGUCUACAAUGUUUUAGAGAUUUUUGAUAAAUUAUGUCAAAGUUUUAAUGGGGAUGUACUGCAAACACUAGUCUUACUUGUUCAUUCUUUUAUCUUAUUAGCUCAGGCAAUCACUCUAUCAACCUGUAUAGUUGCUCACAACAAUGCAUUGUUCGCUUUGCUGGUGUCAAAUAAUUUUGCUGAGAUAAAAAGCAAUGUGUUUAAGCGAUACAGCAAGGACAAUGUACACAGUUUGGUUUACUUUGAUUCUAUAGAGAGAUUCCAUAUUUCAGCAUUUAUCUUAUUUGUUUUGGCUCAAAAUAUUCUGGAGGCAGAGGGUCCUUGGUUUGAGAGUUUUCUUAGUAAUGUUCUAUUGGUUUAUGUAUGCGAAAUGAUAAUUGAUAUCAUCAAGCAUUCAUUCAUUGCUAAAUUCAAUGACAUCAAACCCAUUACAUACUCUGAGUUCCUUGAAGACCUCUGUAAACAGACUUUAAAUAUGCAAACUGAGGGUGUGAAGAAAAACCUUACUUUUGUCCCCCUUGCUCCAGCAUCUGUGGUUAUUCGAGUGCUGACUCCAGUUUUUGCUGUAAACAUUCCUCCCAAUCCCCUUCGAUGGAGGCUUUUCUGGAUUCUGCUUUUUACAGCAAUGACCUAUGUUAUGCUUACAAGCCUUAAGGUCCUUGUUGGCUUGGGCCUACAGAAACACGCCACCUGGUAUGUUAACCGGAGGAGGAAGCACCAUCUUCAUGCAGAUUAGGUUAAAAGGGAAAAAGUUUCUGUCUCAAGUCAUGGUGCUUCGCCAUGAAGGCCUCCAUGCAUGUGCCCGCAGAUCAUCUACGAGAUGACCACCGGCAGAUGAUUUGAGAAGUCGAUUCUCAAAUCAUCAUUGAUAACUGGCACAUACAGGAGAAAAUUCUUGUUCAAUCUCUUGGUUUUUCGAACUUAAGAUGAGCCUAUGAAUGGUUUCACCUUGCAAUUUUGAUAUCAGGAUGAAGGCAUAGUUUGAUGAAUACAGAAUAACGAUACAAGGUUGUAUAGGCUGCAUGAAUCCCAUCCCUUUAACCUGCAGCAGAGUUUCUAUAGUUCUAUACCCCUCCAAUUCAUACAUUGCCAUAUUGGACCGUACCAAUUGCCUUCAAAGAAAAGUUAGUUUCACACCCCUUAUUUUGGCCUCUUUCCAUAUGCCAGAUAUACACAGAAGCAACAUACAUGCAGUGCUAUUUGUUAUUAUAAAAUGUAAAAAUUUCUACUUUCAUAUUAUGCUUAUUAUAGGCGCAAUCAAAAUCCCCAGGUGGGUUCAUAAGAAGUCUGAGUUUUUGUGCUUCAUGCAUCUAGUGUGGUUGUGAUACUAAUGUUUACCAUGGAAAUUUAACUGAUA